Molecule: messenger RNA, 3157 nt
Organism: Triticum aestivum (bread wheat)
Lineage: Eukaryota; Viridiplantae; Streptophyta; Magnoliopsida; Poales; Poaceae
Exons: 4
Coding region: 1616-2899 (427 amino acids)
Molecular function (GO): protein dimerization activity
Source: RefSeq, a predicted model, not a curated record
UUUUAGAUAGCGCGCUAUAGCGGCGCUACACGCAUCCUGACUGUGGUGCGCUACGCGAAGCUCGAUUUCACGUACGAAGAGUUAGCGUGCUAAUAGCGCGCUAGAUGUCAUUUAGCGCUGAAAAUUGGGCCUCUAGCGUUAGCGUCCCGCGUCUUUGAUCUAAAAUUUUCGGCCCAAAAUGAAAUCGCUACGCGGGCCAAAGCCCAAGCCUACCAAUAGUCGAAUACUAUGCCCCCAACCCUCCUCUCGAGCGAAACCCUAUCCCCACUCCCGUCCUCAUCUCAAACAGGAACCAUGGCGGCGGCCGACCAACGACCAACCAUGGCGACGGCCUCGAGCUGCUACUCCGGCGACUGACCUUCCUCGCCACUCCCUCCCAGCGACGGGGUAUUCCACUAUUCCUUCCACCAGGCGACGCAGCUCCCGGACGUUUCCUCUCGGCUGCUCCCUCCUGGCCACUUCCUCUGCUGACGGCGACGACCGCAUCCACAAGGCGACGGAGCACCCCGCGGCGACGGUGUCCACCAGGCGACCAUGAGCCAGCAAAUCCCGUCAGCAGGUGUUGGUGGCUCAAGCACUGCCUCAGUAGCAGCACCUGCACUCCCUCAAGUUGAUUCGGAUGACCCUGCGUGGAAGUAUUGCCCUCUUCCAGAUGUGAACAAGAAGCAUUGGCAGCGAUGCAACUUUUGUGGCAAGAUAUGCACAGCUGGCAUUACAAGGAUAAAGUUUCACCUUUCACAAAUAACGAAUUGUGGUGUCUUACCAUGCAAGAAGGUUCCUAGUGAUGUCAGGCUGGAGAUGAUAGCUUUGCUCCUAAAGAGUGCUGAGCUGAAGGAAAAAAAGAUCGAGGGAUUGGAGGCGCUCAGAUCUAGUGUUGACUUAGAUCACUCCGAUGGAGAACAAGGAACUGAUGAAGAAGAUGGCAAUCAGGUUGUGAUUUUGAGGCCAAAACCAGGCACAAGCAGCUCAAUGGGUGGCCCUAUGGACAAAUUCUGCAAGCCUAGUAUAGAAGAAACUGUCAAGAGGAAGCAAAAAAGAAAUUGUGAAUACGAAAAGGUUCAGUCGAAGUUGUCAACUCAGGAAAGACAACAGAGGAGGGAUAGAGCUUGUGGAUAUAUAUGUCAAUUUUUCUAUGAAGCUAGCAUCCCACAUAACACUGUCACACUUCCUAGCUUUGCAUGUAUGCUUCAGGCCAUUGGAGAUGUUGGCACAAACUUCGAUGGGCCUACUGCAUAUGAGAUGAGUGGACCAUUCUUGCAGAAAAGGAAGAAGAAGGUGUUAGAUUCAUUCAAACCACAUAAGCAAGCAUGGGAGCACACAGGUUGUACCGUAAUGACAGAUGCAUGGACAGAUAAAAAGGGCAGGGGGGUAAUGAACCUAGUUGUGCAUAGUUCUCAAGGAGUCAUAUUCUUGAAUUCAGUUGAUUGUUCAUCUGUCCAAAAAAUGGCAAAUACAUCUUUGACCUCGUUGAUAAUUGCAUUGAAGAUAUAGGGGCAGACAAAGUCGUUCAAGUGGUGACCGACAAUGCUAGUGUCAAUAUAGCAGCAGCAAGUCUAAUGAAAGCAAAGCGACCUUCCAUUUUUGGAAUGGAUGUGCAGCCCAUUGUAUUGAUCUCAUGUUGGAGGACAUAGGGAAGCUUGGAUCGGUUGACAAAAUAAUUACCCAAGCAAGACAAGUAACGGUGUUCUUGUAUGCUCACACAAGGGUGUUAUCUCUGAUGAGGAAAACACUUGGGAAAGACUUGGUAUGGUCAGGUAUUACUAGGUUUGCCACGGCUUAUCUCAAUCUUAAAAGCUUGCAAGACAACAAGAAGGAAAUGCUUAAACUAUUCAGAUUGGAUGAGCUACAUGAAAUGGGUUACUUAGAGAAGGACAAGGGGAAGAUGGCUCACAAAACGGUGCAAUCGGAAGCCUUCUGGAAAGGUGUUGGUGUUGCUGUCAACUACUUUGAGCCAAUGGCUAAUGUGCUAAGAAGAAUGGAUAGUGAUGUGCCCGCAAUGGGAUUCUUAUAUGGUUGUAUGUUGGAUGCAAAAAAGGAAAUUGCUGCAAGUUUUGAUAAUGGCGAGAGUCGCUUCAAAUGUGUUAUUGAUAUCAUUGACAAGAGAUGGGACAGCAAACUCAAGUCGCCAUUACAUUUGGCUGGGUACUUUCUGAACCCCUACUAUUAUUAUCCAAACAAGGUUGUGAUAGAGAGGGAUGGAUCAUUUAGAGCAGCCGUGGUCCAUUGCAUCACAAGGAUGAUUGAAGCUCAAAAAACUCAAGAUGAGCUUAUUGAUGAACUCGACAAAUACGAGGCGGAGGAAGAUUCCUUUGGAAUGGACAUUGUUGUACGACAGAGAAAAAGGAAAAACUUUUCUCCAGCAAAAUGGUGGCUGAAUUAUGGCACAUGUGCACCCCUGUUGAAGGACUUGGCAAUGAAGAUUUUGAGUUUGACAUGUAGCUCCUCAGCUUGUGAGAGAAAUUGGUCAGCAUUUGAACAAGUUCAUACAAAGAAACGCAGCAGGCUACUCCAUGAUAGGAUGAGUGAUCUUGUAUUUAUCAAGUUCAACUCUAGGAUGAAGCAUAAGAGAGAGAACAAGAGUAGAGACCCAAUAGAGAAGACGAUCGUUGAUGUUCUUGAGGACGAGGAUAAUGAGUUCAUCACCGGCAUUGUUGGAAAUGAUAAUGUUGUUGAACAUGUUGGUGAUGAAGAUCAAACUCAACAAGAGAGAGCUUCAACAUCACAAGAACAAGGGAAAAAGAAGAAGAGGCCUACUGCGCCCCCUAGAAAGAAGAGGAAAAAGAGCUUGCAAUCUCUCCUUAAUAGUGUCGAUGAGGAAGCUAUACUUUCUGCCUCUUCCAAUUCUUCUUCGUCGGAAUCAGAAGAUGAGUCUCCCUCGGCCCUUGCUGACUCGGAUUAAUUGCAUGGUUGGGUGUACCACUUUUGUUGUUUCAAAGUGUGCUGGUGGUAUGUUGUUAUGUUGCUAUGUCAAGUUAGUUGGCUGAACUUAUAAACCGGACCAUCUCAUGUUGUUUAUGUACCACUUUUGUUAUUCAAAGUGUGCUGGUGGUAUGUUGCUAGUUGCUAGGCCAAACUUUGCUCUGUUAUGUAAUGAAUUGAACCAUCUCCUGAUAUAUGUCCUUAUUAUGUAUGGUAGGAACUACAUAAUACUAUGUUA